AUGGACAUCUUAGAGAUACAAAAAUGGGCCUUUAUGCCCAAUCUUCCGGAUAACAUAGCGCCGAUCCGGGAGUUGCUCAUCCGGUAUAGCAAGAUCCCAGCCGACGAAAUCGAGCCUCAUCUCAUCAGGAUUCGAGAAGCGGCUUGGGCGAGUUCGAGAAUGCCCUUUAUUGGGCGAUGGAAAUUCUUAAUAAUACACGAAACCAACGACUCUCGCUAUCAGCAGGCUCUUUUCCGCCUCAGACUCUCUAAAUCUCGGGACGCCCUCCUAGACCUGGGCUGCGGGCUUGGACAAGCUCUUCGCCAGUUCCGAGAUGACGGCGUUGAUGGAUCACGGUUGUUUGGGCUCGACUCGAGUGCUCACAUGGUGUCAUCAGGCUAUGAUCUCUUCCAAGACAGGAACAGCCUGGGCGCCCAUUUUACCGUGGGAGACUUGACCGAUCCCGACGAUCUAAGCUUGGACGAGCUCAACGGCCAGAUCAGCAUCGUUCACGCCGGAAGCUUCUUCCAUCUAUUUAGCUGGAAACAGCAGUUGUACAUCGGUAAACGGCUUGUCGACUUUCUGCAGCCGGGAAUACGCAACGCAUUUAUAUACGGCCGCCAUGCGGGCGUCACCACCGCUCGCGAGGUUGAGAAGAACGAUUCCUCGCCCUAUCUUCACAACCAGGAGAGCUUCCAGCGUCUCUGGGACGAGGUGGGAGAAUUAACAAGGACCAAAUGGAAGGUGGAGGUAGAGCCGUCGGGGGAGGCAGUUGUCCAGCUCCCAGGGAAUCCAAAGGGCGUUGCCCGGGUGCCAUUCCCGCCACCGGGCGUGCAUGCGCUGCCAACGCAAGUCACGACAAUGACCUUUGAUACCACCCAGGAGCUUCUAUGGGCCGGCAACGACUAUGGCCGAGUCACUUCCUUUCUCAGUUCCGAGCUUCAACAACAUACUUCAUUCAAGGCGCAUCAGGCCACGGACGGUCCGGUUCGGCAGAUUCUUGUAAACAGCAAAGGCGUGGUGGUGUUGGGCUCUAAAGAUGUACAUAUGGCUAGCAGGAGAGGGCCCCCCAUCUGGCAUCUCAGGCACGACGAUAUGAAGGACCUGAGAUGCAUGAGCUUCACCUCGAAGGGAACCGCGGAAAUCAUUGCUGCUGGUCUCCAAGACAGCAUGUUUGUUAUCGAUCUCAUUAAAGGAGAAGUCGUCAAACAAGUCCGAACAGAGCAUCAGUACUCGAUUAUGAAACGUGGACGCUACAUUUGCGCGGCGACGAGGAACGGAUCGGUCGACCUCUUGGACCCUGUUACCUUUGCAGUUGUCAAGACCUGGAACGCUCAUUCGGCCUUGAUCAAUGACAUGGAUGCUCAACACGACUUCAUUGUUACAUGCGGCUACUCGCUGCGCCAGGGCCAGAAUUAUAUGCUGGAUCCCUUCCUCAACGUCUUUGAUAUUAGAAAGAUGGCAUCAAUGCCGCCGAUACCCUUCCCUGCCGGCGCGGCAUAUGUACGCAUGCACCCGCGCAUGCUCACAACCAGCAUCGUGGUGUCUCAAAGCGGCCAGAUGCAUGUUGUGGAUCUCAUGAACCCUAACACUAGCAAUGUGCGACAAGCCAACGUGCUUAGCUACCUCAGCAUGUUCGAGAUUGCUCCUUCUGGCGAGGCCAUGGCCCUCACUGACGCAGAAUGCUUGAUCCAUUUGUGGGGAUCGCCAUCAAAACUGCAUUUCGUCGAUCUACCUGCUCCUGUUGAAUUUGCUACUCCCGAGGAGGCGAUUCACCAGCUGGAUUGGACACCUGAAAGUCCUCUGAACUCAGUCGGCCUACCAUACUAUCGCCAAGUCCUUGCCUCUUGUUGGCCGGAACUACCAUCUGACGUUGGAGCUCCUCCCGUCAAGUUUGAUCCGCAGUUCCUCGCGAACCUUAAGCCUACCGACUUUGCACUCUAUGGCCGGAAUAUGCGAGGCCUUCGGAGAAAUCAACUCGAAGACACUCGCAGCGUACACAAAUCCGCCCACUCUGGUCUCAAGGCGCCAAAGUUUCUUAGUGAAAAAGCUCGAGAUCUUGCCAAAUCGGAAUCGUCCAGUGCCGGAGAUAAGACAGACGAGCUCUCAAAUUCUCUGGCAGAGAUGGAAGUUGGCAGUAGAAAAUCCGAUUUGCCCAUGAUGUACAGAAACGUCGAGAUCAAGUACAGUAAAUUCGGUGUGGAUGAUUUCGAUUUUGGAUACUAUAACCAAACCCGACACUCAGGCCUUGAAAUUCACAUCUCAAACUCAUACGCAAAUUCGCUUCUUCAAAUAAUGCACUUUACGCCAUUACUGCGAAAUCUUGCUUUACAACAUGCAGCUACCGCCUGUGUGAGCGAGGUCUGUCUUCUGUGCGAACUGGGCUACCUUUUUGAUAUGCUUCAGAAAGCGGAGGGAUCAAUCUGCCAAGCCACAAACAUGCUAAAAGCUCUAAGCAACCAACCCCAAGCUGCACCACUGGGCCUUUUAGAAGAAGAUACUCAUGCAUCAUCCCUCAACGUAAUGUUGCAGGGACUCACACGGUUUCUCCUGGAGAAAAUUGCUGGUGACUACAAGACGAUGGCCCCAACAUCCCCUGCAAUGGAUAAGGCACUGGCGACCUCGGCAACAAGCACCAUUAGAUGUUUCAGCUGCAGAAGCGAAUAUACCCGACCUGGAUCGACCUUUGUAAAUGACUUGCUUUAUCCACCUAUUAAAACCCCAGGGCGAAAUAGUAAAGCGCCACGCAUCACUUUCUCUCAAAUUCUUAAGAGCAGCGUUGAGAGAGAAACAACGUCAAAGGGGUGGUGUGGGAGAUGUCAACGAUAUCAAACCAUUGCAACUAGGAAGACCAUUCACAGUGUUCCAGACGUCUUAAUGCUUAAUACCGCAAUUACCGGCUCGGAUCACCGAAUGCUUUGGUCCACCCCUGGCUGGCUGCCGGAAGAGAUUGGCAUCAUUGUUGAGCAAGGCCAAUUCUUUUGCUACGAAGGGGAAGAUUUGAAGCUUCACCUUCAGCGCGGCAUUCAUAACAUCACAGUCUACUCAUUAAUCGGAAUGGCUAUCAACAUUGAGAGCGGCCAGACUCAAAAACCACAUCUCGUGGCCAUGGUAAAUGUUGGUCAUGCGGAAGCAGAAGCUCCCAGCCAGAGCCAAUGGCACUUAUUCAACGACUUCUUGGUGUGCCCCGUCAGCACAGAAGAAGCUCUUACCUUUAACAAUUCCUGGAAAGUCCCUUCGGUUGUUACAUUCCAGGUCAAGAAUGCAAAUAACAAGAUCGAUAAUGGAUGGAAAAACACCAUCGAUACGUCGAUUUUGUACCAGGACUUCAAUCCCAGUUCUCGCUCUGAAAGUAAAACGUACAAGCUCCUCGAUCCUGCAACGGAGCGGCCUGGGCCAUCAACGAUUGUGGCACUAGAUACCGAAUUCGUUGCCGUGCGGCAGCCAGAGAUCGAGAUGAACUCAGAUGGCGAGAGAGAGACCAUCCGACCCAUAGUGUACGCACUCGCCCGUGCCUCUGUUGUCCGAGGCCAGGGUGAAAACGAAGGGGUUCCCUUUAUAGACGAUUACAUUUCCAUCUCGGAACCGAUUGUUGACUACUUGACGUCGUAUUCGGGCAUCACUGAAGACGACCUGAACCCUCACACCACAAAACACAGUCUAUUACCCCACAAAGUGGUGUAUAAGAAGCUUUGGAUAUUGCUCAACUUGGGCUGCAAGUUCCUGGGCCAUGGGCUCAAACAGGACUUCCGAGUCAUCAACAUCCACGUCCCCAAGGCGCAGAUCAUCGACACGAUAGAUCGGUUCUACCUCAAGUCGCGCCUGAGAAAACUGUCGUUGGCCUUUUUGGCGUGGUACCUGCUCAAGGAAGACAUCCAGAUGGAGACGCACGACUCCAUCGAAGAUUCCAGGACGGCCCUGAAGCUCUACAAGAAGUACCUCGAGUUUGAAGAUGCCGGCAUUCUAGAGGCCAUGCUGCAGGACAUUUAUCGUGCCGGUAGGGACGUCAACUUCAAGCCCCCUAGAAAGGACGGCAUUGACGCCCCCAGGUCGGAAACACCACCCCCGUUACCGGCGCCGGAGAAUGGAGGUGCUCCUACGCCUACUCCUCCGCCAAGUACGCCAGCUAGAGUUAGGGGCUUUGGCAGCGGGGGUUGGACGCCGGGGAAGGCAUCGCCUAUGAGGUGA
Messenger RNA from Trichoderma aggressivum f. europaeum, 4167 nucleotides. RefSeq lists its product as uncharacterized. Gene Ontology annotation, molecular function: nucleic acid binding; poly(A)-specific ribonuclease activity; protein binding. The record is from RefSeq and is a predicted model, not a curated record. The transcript is spliced from 8 exons. Gene Ontology annotation, biological process: nuclear-transcribed mRNA poly(A) tail shortening; mRNA processing. NCBI's taxonomy places the organism in Eukaryota, Fungi, Ascomycota, Sordariomycetes, Hypocreales, Hypocreaceae. The coding region runs from base 1 to 4167 and encodes 1388 amino acids. Gene Ontology annotation, cellular component: PAN complex; P-body.